Molecule: messenger RNA, 408 nt
Organism: Camelina sativa (false flax)
Lineage: Eukaryota; Viridiplantae; Streptophyta; Magnoliopsida; Brassicales; Brassicaceae
Source: RefSeq, a predicted model, not a curated record
CUAAAUAGUCACAAGUUGUAUACAAAUAGAAGGGGACUCCCUAUAAAUCCAAAAUCAUCUUCAAGUCAGACAUAAAAAGUAUUAAGAACAAAAUAAAAUGGAGAAAAUUUCAGCAUUCUUCAUCAUUCUCUUCCUUGUCUCGUCGUGCAUGGUGUCAAUGAGUGUUGGAGAUAUAUGUAAAACGGACAGAGAUUGUGUGGAGAUUGGGUUUCCAAGAUGUAAGAACACUGGAAAGAUGCCAACUUGUUACAACGGAUAUUGCAGCUGUUUCGCUCCUCCAAGGCGUUUUUCUCCUCCUCCUCCCCCUCCUCCUCCUCCUCACUCUUCUACUCCAAACUCUCCUUCUUCAUCAACCUCCAAAUUCUGAUCUGAAUUCAUAUAAUAUUAAUGAAUUUUGAUGCAACUUAA